Molecule: messenger RNA, 797 nt
Organism: Saccostrea echinata
Lineage: Eukaryota; Metazoa; Mollusca; Bivalvia; Ostreida; Ostreidae
Product: dynactin subunit 5-like
Exons: 7
Coding region: 54-623 (189 amino acids)
Source: RefSeq, a predicted model, not a curated record
AAAACAAAAACAAAACUGGGGAAUAUUCUUUAUUGGCGAUCUUUUAAUUUCAGAUGGAGCUACAGGAUGAAUUUUAUAAUAAUGCUGAGUAUAUAGAAACGGCAUCAGGAAAUAAAGUGAGUCGACAGUCUGUUUUGUGUGGAAGUCAGAAUAUAGUUAUUAAUGGAAAAACUAUAAUAAUGACAGAUUGUGUUAUUCGUGGAGACUUAGCCAAUGUAAGAAUUGGAAGACAUUGUGUUGUCAGUAAAAGGGCAGUAAUAAGGCCACCAUUCAAAAAAUUCAGUAAAGGAGUGGCAUUCUUUCCACUUCACAUUGGAGAUCAUGUAUUUAUAGAAGAAGAUUCUGUUGUAAAUGCAGCUCAAGUUGGGAAUUACGUUCAUAUAGGGAAAAACUGUGUUAUAGGCAGACGCUGUGUGUUGAAGGACUGCUGUGCUAUAGCUGACAAUACAGUACUACCCCCAGAGACAGUGGUCCCUCCCUUUACUGUGUUCUCAGGUUCACCUGGACGAUUUACUGAAGAGUUGCCAGAAUGUACUCAAGAUCUAAUGGUGGACGUGACUGUAAGCUAUUAUCAGCAUUUUAAAGCAACACCUUCCAGUAAAUCCAAAGACAGACACAGAUAGGUACAUGUAAAUCCCAGAGUAAAAUGGACGAGGACCAUGAUCUAGUGCAAUAUCAUUAUAAACUUUAUUUAUGAAAGAGUGCUUUGCCUUUCUCAUAUACAGACAUUGCCACAGCACCAUUUACACAUGUAAAUACAAGAAUACAUAAAAGAUUAAUUAAAUAUGAAACUUGCA